This is a messenger RNA of Owenia fusiformis, 2702 nucleotides long. The record is from the annotation of a GenBank genome assembly. NCBI's taxonomy places the organism in Eukaryota, Metazoa, Annelida, Polychaeta, Sabellida, Oweniidae.
AAACAUGGAAGGAAAAACUACUUCAACACAUGAAAUGUAGAGGAAAAAAUUGUAGAUUUUCUGAACAUUUGUUGUUGCUACAUUGACCAUAAAUACCAUAGUAACUCAGUAGCUGUCAUCAUGGCAACUUACACAGAACAAUAUAUAGAAAACAGUCCCUCUCCCGAAGAGAUAAAGGAGAUGAUGGUUCAAAAAGCUCAUGAGUUAUUUGCUGUAUGUGACCUAGAAAAUAAGGGAUUCAUAACAAAACGUGACAUGCAGCGAUUACAAUCGGAGCUUCCUCUCUCUCCAGAUCAACUUGAAGAUGUGUUUGACUCAUUGGAUGAUGAUCAAAAUGGUUUCCUGACCCUAGAAGAGUUCACAGAGGGAUUUGGUAGCUUCCUUGGUCUUGGAGGGUCUAUUGAGAGACACAAUUCCAUAGAGAGUACAACCAGCUCAGAGAAAGUUUAUGGGGAGGAGCAGACGGAAGAAGUUCAGAAUGAGGCUCAUUUUAAGGAUAUGAUGCAGACGGUUGGUGCUAAUGGCAUUUUUGAUGAUCAAGAAACCAUCAAGGCUCUGUGGUGCCGACUCUGUAAGGACGAACCAGACUUGCUGACAGGUUUCGAAGACUUCUUGUCUCGAAUGGCGCUGGAGAUUAAGCGUUCCCAAUCAGACUUUGUCACUCUGGAGUCUGCACUAAGAAGUAAAAGUUCAGCUCAUGACGAAGAAGUACACAGAUUGUAUGAAGAAAUGGAGACUCAGAUAAAACAGGAAAAAGAAAGAAUUCUGACUGAGGAGCAGGCCAAAGAGAAGGUAUUGCGAACUGAAAUGGAGAAAGAAUUAGCAGCCAAGGACCACAUGCUGCAAGAUCUCAUCAACAAACACCAAGAGAUGGAGAGAAAGAUUAAAGAGAUGAAUAUGUCAGAAUCAGAGAUCAAACAGGAGAAUGACUUGCUACAAAUGGAGCGAGACAGACUGGAGGAUCAACUGAAUGAAUCUGUUCAGAGUUUAGAGGACAGUAGGUCAUAUAUCAACCAAUUACAAUCUAUGCACAGAGAAGAGAAGCGAUCUCGGGCCAGGCAUGCAAUGUCUAUCAAUGAAGGUAUAGCUAUGGAGAGAGAGACUCUAGUCACUCAGCUUGAUAGUCUCAGGAAUUUGAAUAAGAAGUUACAAGAUGACAAGGAUGAAAUAGAGGCUUUGAAGGCCAUGUCCAGCACCCCUGUCAACGAGAAGAAAUCAAACCUUGUGAAGCAGGGCUCUAUCAUGUCUAACUAUUUCCUUGGAGACAGUACAGGACACAAAGGCCUUUCCCCAACAAAUUCACGAUCAUUCAACGAAGAUGGCGACUUUUCAACUAUGGCUGAAGAUGAAGACAUUGAAUGUGACGAAUAUGGUAUUCAUAGUAACCAAGCCAAUUACCAUACAAACUAUCAGAAAAUGAAUGGCUAUGGACAGAAUAAUAAUAUAUCCCGCAAAGAGAGAUUAACAAAAAUGUCAGACAAAGGUCGGAGUUCUUCUUUGGCCAAUAGAUGGGACCACCAUCAGUCAUUUCCAACUGUGACGGAAGACAUGACAAGUAGUGACAAUGAUAGCAUGUUCAAUGCACAUUUAGGAGACAGGAAGAUGAAGGCAUUUAGAACACCUCGGUACAAUGCAACAGAACCUGUUAGUGACUCAGAGGAUGGUAGUAGGAAACCUAGACUAUUUAGGCAUAGACACAGACAUUCUGGGCAUGACAGGAACGGCAAUCUACGUCAAGGCAAGCUGAUAGGACACAGUAUUUCACAGCCUGAUAUCUCUGCCUUCAACUCAGUGAACUCAUCGACCCGUGGUCAACCUGUAGGGGGACAUGCUUCUCAGGAUAAAGAGGACACCCAGCCAGCCACACCAGAGAGGUUGUUCAAGGUGGUUUUUGUUGGCGAUAGUGGGGUCGGAAAGAGCAGCUUUAUACAUCAAUUCUGUAAUAAUCAGUUCAAGCCAAGCUUCAGUGCAACUAUAGGUGUUGACUUCCAAGUCCGCUCUGUGACUGUAGAUGGUCAUCUGGUAGCGCUGCAGCUGUGGGACACUGCAGGUCAGGAGAGGUUCCGCAGUAUUACCAAGCAAUACUUCCGUAAAGCAGACGGAGUUCUAGUCAUGUAUGAUGUCACCUCAGAGGCGUCAUUCACCAAUGUACGAAACUGGAUGACAUCAGUUGAAGAGGGGACUGAUGAAGGCACAGUACUUCUUUUAGUUGGGAAUAAAACUGAUCUCUCAGCCAAUGAUAAAGUCCGGCCUGUGAAAACUAAAGAUGGCGAUAAUUUAGCUCAUGAAUUUGAUUCACUGUUUUUCGAGACAAGUGCAAAGUCAGGCGCAAAUGUUGCUGAAGCCAUCCAGGCAAUGGCCAGAGUUCUAACAGAGAAGGAAGAUCGGGAGCUAGAGAAGUCAGUGCAAUUAGGGCAAAAUGGCGAUGUUAAGAAGAAAGGAGGAUGCUGCGGGAAAAGCUAGUGAUGCAAUAAUAGUGUUACUGUAUUAUCAAUUCCUAUGGUGUAAUACCCAGACUACUGGGUAUAGGACCCAAAUGGUAUAGGUGGUAAACUGUGACAGAUGACUUCAAUCAAAAUAUGUGCAAUUUGUCUAAUGUUUGGUGGGUAUGAAGGAAGAAGAAAUAUUAUACAAUAUGAUGACAAUUCAGUUUUAUCUGAAUCCAUCUGAAAUGAAACUUACAUAUCAUAUAAUGGGAUAAU